GGGGCGGUGCCGGUUCCGCCAUGGCCGCGGUGCCCGUGCGGGGCCGGCGCGGGGCGCUUGGGCCGGGGGGAGCCGGGGAACCGGAAUGUAAGCGAGUGUGCCAGCUGCUGGACACCCUUCCACGGGAGGCUGGUGCCCAGCUCAUGGACUGUGCCAUGGAUCUGCAUUCCAGGCAGAAAUUCCUGCCUGACUCUGCUGCCUGGGCUGCAAAGGCAAAGCAGAAUUCCAUGAUUUUGGAAAAUCAUGGGAGCAAAGGCACUUCCCAGCCCUGCCCAAGAUGUGUUGCUGGAGAAUCUGGUCACUUCAGUCACAUCCUGGGCUUCUAGAAAUGGAGAGGGGGCAGAGGAGCAGCUCUGAUUUCCUGCUGGGAUCCCCAGGGUGCAGCUGGAUCCUGGAUCCUGCCCUGCCUCAGCAUUCCCACCCACGAAUAUCUGCAGUUCCACACCUGCUCAGAAUGUGCUGCUCCUCAGGUAGCUCAGGAUUUGUGUCAAAGGGACAAGGAAGGCUGAUUUCAUGUUUAGGUAACUCAGAAUUCAUUUUAAAAUAAUAAGAAAAGGCUGAUUCCAUGUUUAGAUAACUCAGAAUUUGUCUAAAAAGAACAAGAAAAGGCUGAUUCCAUGUUUAGGUAACUCAGAAUUCAUUUUUAAAGAACAAGAAAAGGCUGAUUCCAUGUUUUAGGUAGCUUAGAAUUAAUUUUAAAAGAAUAAGAAAAGGCUGAUUCCAUGUUUUAGACUGGUGAGGUUGAGCUGCCCCCCCUGGCUCUGGAGAAAUUCCCAUUUCAGUUCCUCUCUGUGGGAAUUGUCCCACCUGGAGCUGCUCCCUGGCACAGCAGCUGCUGCCCUGACUCCUCCUCAGCUCUUCUGAAUUUUAUUCUGAAUAAACCCAGGUGGAGCCCCUCCCAGGCACCUCCUGCCUGGCUGUUCCCCAAAUGGCAAGGCAGACACUGCUGCAGAAAUUUCAGAGUGAACUUUUCCUCUCAGAUGUGAUUCCUUGCUCUGUGUUUUCCAACAGGGCAAGAAAUGCUUUUUUUAAAUCAGUCAGGCUGGAAACAGGUUGGAGUUUAAUUGUCUGCUCCACUGAAGGCUUUUAAUAGUGAUGUUUUUUUAAAUUGUUUGUAAUUUAUUUUGGGGUUUUGCAGCAUCAUAAAGCAGGCACAGGCUGGGGCAGUGAAUAUUCCUUUAAAGCAGAUUUGUGUCAAAUCUGCAGUGGAACCACAGAGUUAUUUUUGUAUGCCUUGUACAACUCUGGAAUUUUGUUUUCUUGAUGAAGAAACAUAUAAAUUUUCUAUUUCCUACUGCUAUUGUACACAGAAUAACCAGAGUGAUGCUUUAUUUACCUGUACAUAGAGAGAAAGGCCCCUGGCCUGUUUUUAAUUCAGGUUUAAAGAUCUAAUUCUUAUUUUUAACUUUGUAUUCUGUAAAUUGUUCCUUAUAAAAGCAGAAGCAUUAAACACCACUUUGGCUUUUG
This is a messenger RNA of Oenanthe melanoleuca, 1467 nucleotides long. RefSeq names its product chromosome 6 C10orf143 homolog (gene C6H10orf143). The transcript is spliced from 4 exons. The record is from RefSeq and is a predicted model, not a curated record. NCBI's taxonomy places the organism in Eukaryota, Metazoa, Chordata, Aves, Passeriformes, Muscicapidae. Bases 21 to 326 code for a protein of 101 amino acids.